Molecule: messenger RNA, 2853 nt
Organism: Calidris pugnax (ruff)
Lineage: Eukaryota; Metazoa; Chordata; Aves; Charadriiformes; Scolopacidae
Gene: NOC3L
Product: NOC3-like DNA replication regulator
Exons: 21
Coding region: 57-2459 (800 amino acids)
Biological process (GO): DNA replication initiation
Cellular component (GO): nucleolus
Molecular function (GO): chromatin binding
Source: RefSeq, a predicted model, not a curated record
UCGGCGCGGGUACGUCACUUCCGGCGCCGGCACCGCACGCGCUCGAGGCCGCCGCCAUGAAGUCGAGAAAAAACACCAAGCGAGUUCCAAGCUUUCGCAAGUUACUGAGAACUAGUAAAAUAAAACUUGACAACAAAUUAAAGAAUAAACAGUACAAGCAGCAGAGUGCUGCUAAGAAGUACCGGAAAGAACAAAAGAAACUAAGGGAAGCUGUCAGAGAUGCUAUCUCCAGAAAACCUUUUCCACUGGAAGAAUGCAAGAAAAAACAAGUUGUUGAAAAACAUGAAGAAGAGGAAGAAGAGGCUCUUCCGCUGGACAUGAUGGAUGAAGAUGACUUAAAAUUAAUGGAAGAUUUGGCUCAAAAGGCAUCCUUUUUAACCAGAGAUCUUUCUUCUGAUGAACCUGUUCAUGUCAAAAAACGAAAACAUGAAAAUGUGAUGGACAAAUACGAGAAGGUGCCAAGACGCAUGCAGACUGAGCCAGAAAAAGAACUCAUCCAUCUGCUCCCCAUCAAAGACAAGAGUGGAAUUAUUCCCCAGACUAUGGAAAAGCCAGUUCUCAGUGUUGCACAGGAUGAAGAAGAGGAUACAGAAGAAAUGGAGGAAGCAGAGGGCUUUUCGGCAGAGCCCCUGCCCGUCCUCUCUCCCGAGGAGAUGGCUGCCCAGAGGAGACAGAAGCUGCAGGAGCGGAAGGUGCACAUCGCUGCCCUGGCCUCGGCCAUUCUCUCUGCCCCAGACAGCAACAUGAAAAAGCUGAAGGAGCUGCGUGCCAUGCUGAUGGAGCAGGAUCCCAACGUGGCCGUGAUUGUUCGCAAGCUGGUCAUGGUUUCUUUGAUGGAGAUAUUCAAAGAUAUCGUGCCUUCUUACAAAAUUCGGCCUCUAACUGAAGCAGAAAAGGCUACCAAGGUUAAAAAAGAAACUCAGAAACUGAGAGAAUUUGAAGAAGGCCUUGUGAGCCAGUAUAAAUUCUACUUGGAAAAUCUGGAGCAAACAAUCAAAGAUUGGAAACAGAGGAAGUUGAAGAAGAGCAAUGUCAUCUCGUUAAAAGCAUAUAAAGGGCUGGCAGAGAUUGCAGUGAAGUGUCUGUGUGAGCUGCUGGUGGCCCUGCCCCACUUCAACUUCCACAACAACAUCAUUGUCCUCAUUGUUCCGCUCAUGAACGAUGCAUCAAAAAUGAUUUCUGAACUGUGCUGUGAGGCCGUCAGGAAGCUCUUUAAACAAGACAAGUUGGGCUACGCUUCACUGGGUGUGGUUAAGGUCAUUUCUGGUCUUGUGAGGGGUCGAAAUUACGAUGUCAGGCCUGAGGUGUUAAAAGUAUUUCUUCACUUAAGAAUUAAGGAAGUAGAAUUACAAAAAGAUGCAGAAGACAUCGCACCAAAGAAAAAGUUCAUGACAUACAAAGAGAAAAGAAAAAACCUUUCAAGAAUGCAGAGAAAGUGGAGGAAAGCAGAAGAGAAACUGGAACGAGAACUCUUGGAAGCAGAAGCGUCAGAAAGUAAAGAAAAAAAACUGAAACUGCACACAGAGACCUUGAAUAUUGUAUUUGUAACAUACUUCAGAAUCUUGAAGAAAGCUCAGAAGUCUCCGCUUUUGCCGGCCGUGCUGGAAGGUCUUGCAAAGUUUGCUCAUCUCAUAAAUGUGGAGUUUUUUGAUGACCUGGUGAUUGUCCUUCAUUCUCUCAUUGCAUCUGGAGGUUUAAGCUAUCGUGAGAGUCUUCACUGCAUUCUCAGUGCUUUUCAUAUACUCUCUGGUCAAGGUGAUGUUCUUAACAUUGAUCCGAUGAAGUUCUACGCACAUCUUUACAAGACCCUGUUCAGCCUACAUGCAGGCCGCACCAACGAUGAUGUGGAGAUAGUGCUCCAGAGCCUGGACGUGAUGUUUGCCCGGCGGAGGAAGCAGGUGUCCCAGCAGCGAGCUCUGGCUUUCCUGAAGCGACUCUCCACGCUGGCUCUCCACGUCCUUCCAAACUCCAGCGUUGGGAUCUUGGCAACAAACAGAGUAUUCAUGCAAAUGUUCCCAAGGAUGGACCUCUUACUUGACAAUGAAUCCCAAGGCAGUGGGGUUUAUCUUCCAGAACUGGAUGAACCAGAGCACUGCAACGCCCAGAACACUGCUCUGUGGGAGCUGCACUUGCUGCAGAGACACUACCACCCUACAGUGCGGACGUUUGCAGCUCACCUCAGCGUUGGAGCUCCAGCUGAAGGCUCAGCAGCUCUUCCACUUGAUUUGAGCCAAAGGCCUGCUACAGAGCUGUUUGAGGCGUACAGCAUGAGAGGAAUGACCUUCAAUCCUCCUGUGGCGGCCGUGACACCCAGAAGAAAGGACACCUUCUCACAAAUGGAUGCGUUUAUAGAUGAAGAGCUGAACAAACAGCUUCAGCAACACACCACCCACACCACCACCGCGGGGCACAAACCCUUGGAUUUUGCCAAACACUUGAAGCAAUCAUCCCUGUCGUGACUGGAGCCAUCCAUCACCUUCAGUUCCUGCCUUAAUUAGGGAGAAACACCGGCUGAAAGAAGUUUCCACUCAUCGCUAAAGGAACUCAAGUACGUUUUUGUUUGAAUGUAGAAACACACACAGGUGUAACAAACAGCAGCUUUUCAGGCACGUUACAAAGGCCUCUGUCUCCAGGUACCCACCCAGCCCGUGGUCCCGGGGCUUGGGAACCACAGUGGACAGUCAUGGCAGUAAUUUAAAAAAGAUACAAAAACCAGGUCAUUCUAAAAUUGUUUGCAACCAUGUAUUAUAAUAUUUUUGUUUAUAUAUUUUUAUAACAGAAUAUAGUUGUGUUUCUGAGAACUCACUGGGUUGUGUUGAUAAAUUAAUAAAUAUUUUGGAAAUUUUAAUAUAA